Messenger RNA from [Candida] anglica, 1341 nucleotides. Lineage: Eukaryota; Fungi; Ascomycota; Pichiomycetes; Serinales; Debaryomycetaceae. The record is from the annotation of a GenBank genome assembly.
AUGUCGACCCUCUUUGGAGCUCAGAACAACUCAUUUGCAUCGCAGCCUGCUUCUGGCUCGGUCAACUCUCUUUUCUCGCAAUCACAACCAGUAAUGAGCACAAACACCACUACUAGCAAUCCUUACAGUCAAAUCAAUAGCAACACAUCAACAACAGUAGGUACAGUGGGUGCGUCUAAUCAACCCACAUGGUUCCAAAACCCUAAGAAGAGAACCAUUCCAAAUCACUUGGUUUCCAAGAAGAAGCCUGGAUUUCAGAUCAGUUCAUCUUCUUCAUCAUCUUCAACCAAUGGGAAGAAGGACUCCAAAAACAACAAGGACUCGUCACAAUCAAAUGGUACUAAUCAGUUUAAUCUAAUUUCAUUUGGCUCAUCUGUUCCACAGCGCAAUGCUAGUACUAGUGUAGCAUCUUUGUACGAUGCAUCGAUGCUGGGCGACGUCACCAAGUACGAUGAAACCAUUAACGAUACUUUGCAUGAAGACUUUCUGUUGUAUAAUCCACAUGAUGACCUUCCACCAUCUAGAUCUAUCUACGACUUAAACGAUGAAGUCUUGUUGUCUCUCAACAAACCAGCAAGUCUGCACAGCGACUCUUUCCUUAAUAAAAAUCCUAGACAUUUCAACAACAUCUUCAACAAGGGUGACGCCAGCACUGGCUCAGCAAUUGUUGAAGCAAACACAGCCCCAGCCGAUUUGGAAAACUCAAACGCUACCUCAGACCAGAAAGGAGAAAUAAAACCUUUAGAUAGCGGUGAGUCUGCUGUGUUGGUUUUCGGAUACCCAGAAAAUAUGGCUAAUCAAGUCAUCCAACAUUUUCAAGAAUUUGGAAAUAUACUAGAAGAAUUUGAGACUACCCGGGCCAAAAACUCUGCAGUCAAAUAUUAUCAAUAUCAACAAGAUGGGAAGAAGUCAGCUAAGACAAUUGUUCCUCUUUUUACAGGAAACUCGUGGGUCAAGUUGACCUAUGAUAACCCAUCAUCUGCUGUCACCGCUUUACGUGAGAGUGGAGCAGUCUUCAAUGGUGUGUUGUUGGGUGUCAUACCAUAUACUAAGAGUGCUGUUGAGAAGUUGCUGAAGAGAACUUUGAGCGCUAAUGAAGAUAUUGGCGGUGGUCUUUUGGAUUUACAAUUACAGGGUUCUACUUUAGAACCUCCUAUUGAAAAUAGCGUGGCUGACCAAUCUCCAUAUACCAUUCGUUUGGACAUAAAGGAUGGUUCUGGGCUCUUUUUGCAUGCCAAGAAUGCGACCGACCCAAACAAACCGGACACUGCCAACACAAAUGCCAAAUUAGGAGUCUUUGGAACAGUUUCAAAGUUUUUGUUUGGAUUUAACGAAUUGUAA